Molecule: messenger RNA, 821 nt
Organism: Symsagittifera roscoffensis
Lineage: Eukaryota; Metazoa; Xenacoelomorpha; Acoela; Convolutidae
Product: histidine protein methyltransferase 1 homolog
Exons: 1
Coding region: 26-808 (260 amino acids)
Source: RefSeq, a predicted model, not a curated record
AAGUUCUAGUGGUUAUUUCAGUGAAAUGUUCAAAUUCAAUUUCGAAAACUCCGAAAGUGAAUGCAAUUGGAAUGCCAAAAAACCGGAGAAAUCCACUUGCAUGGUUCCUCUGAUUGUUCAUACACCUCACAUGCACUCCAAAAUAGAAAAUGAUGAUGUCUCAAGUCUGAAGUUAAAGGAGGGACAAGAAAUGUUUUUCUUCAAAAAUAAGGAUUGCAAUGACUACAAGUUCAGUUUGCUGCCCAAUGUUUAUGAAGGUGGCUGCGAGCUUUGGGAGAGCACAGUAGAUCUGCUUAAUUUUCUAUCGAGGAACAGAAAACUCAUGGAAAACCAGACAGUACUUGAUCUAGGGUGUGGCUCAGGCUUAUUGGGAAUUUUUGCACUUCAAAUGGGUGCUGAAAAAGUGAUUUUUCAAGAUUUUAAUGCUAAAGUUAUAGAAAAUUAUUUGUUUAAAAACAUCAAAAUGAACUUCAGUCUAGAUUUUGCCCAAAAGUUUGAAAGAUGUAAGUUUGUGAGUGGCGAUUGGAAUGAUGCAAACCUGGUUCAUCAGCUAUGUAAGCCAACUAUCAUCCUGAGCAGUGAAACAUUGUACGAUAUCUCUAGCUACGACGCUUUGAUCUGUUUGUUUGAAAAAAUUCUUGCUCUUGGGGGCAAAGUAUUUUUAGCAUCUAAAUUAUAUUAUUUUGGCGUUGGUGGCUCCGUUGAUGCUUUUAUCGAGCGUUCGUCUAGUAUUUUUUCAUCUGAAAUAAUUUAUACAGUAAGUGAUUGUGGAGUUGGUAGAAGAAUUCUUUUGUUGCAACGUAAAUAGUAUUCUCAAUUCA